AACAAUGGCUUUCAAGUUGGUCGCUCUUUUUGCAGUCCUGGCUGCUGCCCGAGCUGGAACUGUUCAGACUGUUGACCCUUUUGGCUUCGCAGCCCCCGCCUUUGCCCCCAUUGCCGCCGGAUUACAAUGGAUUCAGACGCCUUCUCAAUAUGGAGCCCUCAUGCCUCUUUACAACCUUGAAGCCGCCGCGGAGGAUGUCCUGAACCAGUUGUCAGAAGAGGUCAAAAACGGUGACGUUAUUCUGAGAUUCACCUUUGACAUUGCGGAGCGUGAUGGAAAAGUGCGCACUGUAGCCUAUUACGAAGAACCCAGCGUCAUUUUCAACUUUGUCGCAAAAAAUCCAUCCUCCGGUGAGGCCGCUCCUACCCCAGUUCUGCCAAAUCAAGUUAGGGCCAUCGUGGAAAAGUUGAAGGAUGAGAUCCGUUACGGUGGCAUCAUUCUGAGGGGGACAUUUGAUCUGAUACAGCCUGACGGUAAAUUGCGCACUUUGUCCUACUACGAAGACGCCAGCAUCAUUUUCAACUUUCUUGCAAACAAAGCGCCCACCGUUCAAAGUCAGCAACGUCCCAUCUUUGCCGCUCGUCUGAUCGCCCCUGCUCCUUUGGCUCCGUAACCGCGAUAAUUAUUAUGUAUUUGAAGACUUUUGUAUCCCUCCUUUUGCGACACCUGUGCUUGGAAAUGUAUCUUCUAAUCACGUACUAAUUUUGACCAUCUCUAAAAUUUUUAUUAAAAUAAAGUA
This is a messenger RNA of Neocloeon triangulifer, 739 nucleotides long. RefSeq names its product cuticle protein-like. NCBI's taxonomy places the organism in Eukaryota, Metazoa, Arthropoda, Insecta, Ephemeroptera, Baetidae. The record is from RefSeq and is a predicted model, not a curated record. The coding region runs from base 5 to 613 and encodes 202 amino acids. The transcript has 4 exons.